Messenger RNA from Baudoinia panamericana UAMH 10762, 735 nucleotides. RefSeq lists its product as uncharacterized. The coding region runs from base 1 to 408 and encodes 135 amino acids. Gene Ontology annotation, cellular component: ribosome. Gene Ontology annotation, biological process: translation. Gene Ontology annotation, molecular function: structural constituent of ribosome. NCBI's taxonomy places the organism in Eukaryota, Fungi, Ascomycota, Dothideomycetes, Mycosphaerellales, Teratosphaeriaceae. The transcript is spliced from 3 exons. The record is from RefSeq and is a predicted model, not a curated record.
AUGUCGGAAGGUCAAGUGACCUUGCGCACGCGCAAGUUCAUCCGCAACCCGCUCCUCGGCCGCAAGCAGAUGGUCGUUGAUGUUCUCCACCCCAACCGGCCGAAUGUCUCCAAAGACGAGCUACGUGGCAAGCUCUCCGAACUUUACAAGGCUUCAAAGGACCAAGUCUCAUGCUUCGGCUUCCGGACACAAUUUGGUGGCGGCAAGAGCACUGGAUUUGCGCUCAUUUACGACUCGGAGGAGGCGAUGAAGAAGUUUGAGCCUCACUACAGGCUGGUGCGGUACGGGCAGGCUUCGAAGAUUGAGAAGGCGAGCAGACAGCAACGCAAGCAGAGGAAGAACCGGUCGAAGGAGUUCCGAGGUACUGCGAAGACGAAGGGUGGCGCAAAGGAGAAGAAGGGCAAAUAGAUCAUUGCGUUCGUCGUGUGGUGGAAUGGCGAUGGCGCCAAGGGUUUGCAGUACUCUGCUGCAAUUGCUUUUACGCUUGCAUGAACUGGCGCUCGAGCGUACCUGAAGGCUUCGGGAACAGGCAAAUUAAAAGGCUUCAUUCCAUCAACGCCGCUUUGCUGCAUCGAUAAGCCCUUCACUGUUCGUCAUGAGACUCGUCCCGACCUGUGCUGAGGUGUCGCGUUGGGCGGUGGCACAGUGUACAGGAUGUCUCACAACUAUUCAUGCCUACCCGAUGCAUUAAUCUAUGCAUGAUCAUCGCCGAUAUUUACUGACGCUCAUCCACCG